This is a messenger RNA of Salvia hispanica, 2427 nucleotides long. Its product is annotated as Tetratricopeptide repeat (TPR)-like superfamily protein. Lineage: Eukaryota; Viridiplantae; Streptophyta; Magnoliopsida; Lamiales; Lamiaceae. The record is from RefSeq and is a predicted model, not a curated record. Gene Ontology annotation, molecular function: protein binding; RNA binding. Gene Ontology annotation, biological process: RNA modification.
CUCUAAAUUCAGACAACUCUCCUCCUUCCAUGUUUUCUCGGCGGUUCACAGCGCUGCCUCGCUGCAAUGCUUGACUUCCAUUGGCAAACGUAUUGUUAUUUUUUGGCUUUUCUGGAAUGAGCCAGCAACUCUCUUUUCCGACUCUAAUCGAGAAUGACGCAGUACAUGCCCCUUUUCAAGGCUUGCACCAAAUUAAAAUCCCUCACACAACUGCACGCACAUCUAAUCGUGACGGGUCUCCACAGGGAUGUUCUCGCGUCGACUAAACUCAUUGAGGCAUAUUCACAAACAGGUUCGAUGCAGCCUUCAACGCUGCUAUUCGACUCCUUCCCUAACCCGGAUUCGUUCAUGUGGGGAGUUAUGAUCAAAUGCAAUGUGUGGAACGGUUUGUUCCGAGAAGCUAUUUAUGUCUAUCAGCGUAUGCUGGAUAGUUGGGUGAAGCUGAACCACUUCAUUUUCCCUUCCGUUUUGAGGGCUUGCUCGGGUAUGAAUGAUUUGAGAACGGGGGAGAAGGUCCAUGGAAGGAUAUUGAAAUCAGGGUGUGAGUCUGAUCCUGUGAUUGAGACCUCACUGUUGAGUGUUUAUGGUGAAUUGGGGUGUUUGUCUAGUGCAAGGAAGGUGUUCGAUGAAAUGCCGAUUAGGGAUUCAGUGUCGUGGAGCUCGAUUAUGUCUAACCACGUGCGUAAUGGGGAGGCAAGUGAGGGACUGGAGAUCUUUAGGGAGAUGGUGAGUGAGGGUGUGGAGAUUGAUUCUGUGACCAUGCUAAGUGUAGUUGAGGCUUGUGGUGAGUUGGGAUUAUGGAGAUUCGGUAAAUCAUGUCAUAGUUUUGUGGUGAGAAGGGAUCUAGGAAGUGAUCGUGAAGCAUUGUGGAGCUCCCUGGUUGCAAUGUAUGGGAAAUUCGGGGACUUGUAUAGCGCUGACAAGUUGUUCUUUUGCAGUGAAUUUCGUCGAGGUGUUAUUCAGUGGACGGCUCUGAUGUCGUGCUACAAUCAGAACGGAUACUAUUUGGAAGCAUUGUGGACUUUUGUUCAAAUGUUGCAGUCUGGAGUGGACGGUAACCAUGUUUCUUUCAUGAAUGCCGUGUGUUCUUGUGCUAGACUAGGAUGGCUUAGGGAAGGGAAAUCUGUUCAUGGAUAUGUUUUGAGGAAUAAUAUUGAGCUUGAUAAAGAUUUUCUUAGGUCCUCAGUGAUUGAUCUGUAUGCUAGCUGUGGCAACUUAGCCUAUGCUUGUCGGGUCUUUGAUACUGCUCAAUAUAAGCAUUUGGUCUUGUGGAAUAUUCUCAUAUCAGGCUGUGUCAGGGAACACAAGGCAGAGAAGGCUCUGUCACUCUUUGUUGGAAUGUUGGUUCAAGGAAUAUUACCAGAUUCGUUUUCCUUGGCCCCUGCUCUAUCGGCCUGUGGAAUGAUCGAGCUCUCAGAAAUGGGAUGUCAGAUUCAUUGUCUUAUCAUCAAGAGUUACCUCCCAGAUGAGUUUGUUGAGAAUGCCUUGAUUGACAUGUAUUCCAAAUGUGGGUUCAUAAACUCCGCAUUUAAAAUAUUCUGCGAUGUUCAACGAGAAAGUGUUGUAGCUUGGAACUCUAUGAUGUGUGGGUUCUCUCAAAAUGGUUGCUCUAAUGAGGCUCUAACUCUGUUUGAUGAAAUGUAUGCCACGUAUCGUGACAUGGAUGAAGUGACCUUUUUGAGCGCGGUUCAAGCUUGCUCGAAUCUUGGUUACAUUGAUAAGGGGAGAUGGAUUCAUCAUAAGCUCAUUACUUUUGGUGUUGAUAAAGAUAUGUAUGUUGAUACGGCAUUGGUGAACAUGUAUGCUCGCUGUGGAGACCUUCAUAUGGCUCGGAGAGUUUUUGAUACCAUGACCGGGUGGAGCGUUGUGUCUUGGAGUUCCAUGAUCGGGGGUUAUGCAAUGCAUGGCUAUGUUGACGAUUCGAUACUGUUGGUUGAUAGAAUGGUGGAAUUGGGAAUAAAACCAAAUGAGAUCACUUUCAUGAAUAUUCUCUCAGCCUGCAGUCAUGCUGGAUACGUCGAAAAGGGGAAGUUUUACUUUAACUCAAUGGUUAGGGAUUUUGGAAUUUCGCCCAGUUCUGAGCAUUACGGUGUUUUGGUUGAUCUGCUGAGUCGAGGUGGCGAUCUUAGUGGAGCGUAUGAGGUCAUUAGCUCGAUGCCCUUCCCUGCAGAUGCUAGCAUUUGGGGUGCGUUGGUGAACGGGUGUAGGAUCCAUCGACGGAUGGAUUUUCUGGAUAGCAUUAAACAAGACGUUUUGGAGAUGGAUUCGGAUGAUUCGGGGUUUUACACACUGUUGUCUAAUGUAUAUCAAGAAGAGGGUAAAUGGGAUGAUAGCUCCAUGGUGAAGGCAAGAAUGAGAAAUCUAGCUGUUAAAAAGGUCCAUGGCUACAGCAUGAUUGAGAUUGAUCCUCACUUGUACAGUAGUUGA